UUGCUGGUGCACCGAGGCCAUGGCGUUGUCAUGGGACGUCCAGCCUAAAAAUGGGAUUGAAGAGUUCUUUUCCCACGAGAUGUACAAUUGUUAUUCCUUGGCCCCAACCUUUUUGGAAUUAUGUGAGAUGGUUAACAGGCAAACAGCAGGAAUCAGUGAUUCUGUUGAAGUCCAGCAACAACCCAAGACCAGCCCCAAACUUGAUUCUACUGCACCAGCAUCAGGCAGUACAACUAACAAAAGUUCAGAAGCCAUCUUCCCUCUCCCGGAGCCCAGAGUGUCUUAUCCCCGCUUCUCUGCCUUGACCGAGAGGGAUCAGAAGAACUAUGUGCAAUUCAUGCAGAAAUUCAAAAAUAUGCAGCAGUCAACAUGGUUACAAGGGAAAAUGUAUGGGCAUCUGGCACAGUAUUUGGGGCUAAAGAAUAUUGUCUGGAGUGAGAUGCAAGAGUUCAUGAAAUAUCUGCAGAAUGUGGCAAGAACAUGUGCAGAGGAUUAUGACGUCAUCAGUCAUGAUGCUGUCUGUUACACUGAGGCGGUUUUGCAAGCGUGGAACGAAAAUCUAAAAAGAUAUCCAGAACUUUACAUUGUCAAUGAAAUUACCAGCAUCAUGGGAGGGAAAUUCAUCCCAGAUCUCACCCUCCAACUGGAGAAGAAGCUUCUGUGCCUGGGCCAAACUCUGUAUUUGCGAGUUCCAACCAUUGCUACAUCAAAUCAGCUAACCACGGAUUACAAAACCAUUACCUCGUUUACUCCACCUUCAGCUGUCAGGGCAUCUGCCAUCGAGUCAGGCAUCAGCAAUGAUGUGAAUGCAGAGAAGCUGAGUGUGAAGUAUGGAGCAAAAGUGUCUCUGACGAGGCAGGCAUUGUUUACUCUGCUGAAUAAUUGUGGACCAAAGUACACAGAACCCUGGGAGAUUCCUAUACAUGUGAAAACCAUCUGUGGGGAAGGAAAUAAAACGGAAAAAGUGGUCUUCAUUGAAUCGCCUCUGCCCAAGAAAGAACUUGGUAUAAGAGAGAGGAACUUGCUUUUUUAUGAAGUUCCUUUAGACCUAAUGAUGUCCAAAAAAAGUUACACAUCGGUGUCAAAUUUGACAUUGGACAAACCACAAAGCAGCAUCUCAUUUGAGGAGAACGUAUUAUAUUCCCAGCAGGAUCAGAGAUCUGUUAAUGCAUGUACAACCAGUGACCUGGAUUUUAAUGCUGACUUUACUGAAUUGGAGACUUUUGGAACGAUUUCCUCCGGGUUGACAAAAAAGACUCUGCUGAAGGAUGUUGUCCCCAGCACUUGCAGACAGGCCUUGAAGCCCAAAGCUGCCACAACUGCUCCCACAACAGGAGACAAUAAAGAACAGGAUCUUACUAAGACACAAUCACCAGCUGAGGUGGUGACCAAAAAGUUAAUUCAGGACGAUCAGCUUCCCUCAUCACUCUCCAACCCAAACUGUGGCAGAGAGUUGAACACAGUGGAAAAUACUGAUUGCAGAGGGCCUUCCAUCUCAGAUCAACAGAAGGGUAACCCAAAGAAAGAGGUUAGAGACCAAGGAGACAAUGAAACAUUGGCAAGUGAUAACAAGAAUGAACAGGCUAAUUUUAAAGGAAUGGAAUCUGAUAGUAAUUCGGAUGAAGAUCAGCUGAUCAUUGAUACAAAUAUUCCAGUUGGCAGUGAUUCUUGUAAUAUUGAGCAAACUGCUGGAAUAGAUAUGGCAUCCAUUCCAGAGAAGCUUGAUCAUCAAGAUCCCAAAGAAAUCGUUCCAGACACACCUCGGUCACCGUCUCCUGAUCAGAGUCCACCCAGCAGCCAGAAGCCGAGGACCAAGCGUUUGACACGGAAAAGGACAGCCUCCAAAACCCUCCAGAAGGAAUUUGAUCCGGUUGGGCAGAUUCUGAGAAUGCAAUGUAAGCUCUUAAAGUCCAGUCCCAAAAAGCCUGUUGAUCAGCCGCAAGCAACACAAGAAUCAAGCUCACUGUGCCAUAACCCUCCUGGGCAACCGUCACUGGACCGGAACCCUAUCACUGUCUCCGUUCCUGACUCCGACACUUCUACCUUCGGGAAUGUUUCUAGUUUCUUGGAGAAGACUCCCCAGAACACAAAGACAGGUCUCUUGUCAGAAGACCUCCUGAAUUGUGAAGAAGCAGCAUCUGAUUACAUAUCACCAUCAUCUGGGAAUGUCAUCUAUAAACUCUUCAGUUUGUCUGACCUUCUCAUACUCGUGCGUGGAAGUAUAUGCAAAACACAGAUUAGGCCACGCUCAAACAAAGGAGGAAGAAAAAAGCACGUGCCAGUUUAUGUGUUGCCUAAACUGGAAUAUCAGUCAAUGUAUGGAAUAGAAGCCUUCACUGAAAGUGAAAUCUGUCAGUUAUGGACUGAAAGUCUCAUCAACUCAAACUCCUGGUUUUACAUUGGUCAUAUUGAUGCCUUUACCUCAAAGUUGAUUUUGAUUGACCAGUUUCCAGCAGCAUCAAUGAUGAGUAAACUUGGAUCUUUCAACCCUGUAAAUUCAUUAAACAUUCUUCACCACAUACUGAGAAAAGUCACAAGUUUGCCAGAGGACAGAUACCUGCUGAGUCACUCAUCAGGAGACUCUUCAUUCACCAUUUAUCGCACCUCUCGAAGAGGAAAGUUCACCAGAGCGGCCUAUAACCUUCAUGCUGCACACAGCGCACUCCCUUCAGUCCCUUCCACUCUCUCGGUGCCUUGGGUGCCUCUAGAUCCCGAUGUCCUACUACCUUAUCAUAUUCACCACGGCAGGGUUCCCUGCACCUUUCCUCCCAGGCCUGUGGACAACCUCCAGAACCAAAAGAUGGGUGUGGCAAAAGCAAAGAGAGACAUACUUGCUCAAGGAGAGGCAGUUACUAAGGAAACAAAAGGUCAUCCUUCAUCGACGAAGCAGACUGAAAAGCAAGAUCUUACAACAAACAAAAAGAAGAAGAAAAAGAGGCAGGGUCGAAUGAAGAAAUGGAGAGCAAAGCUUAAAGCACGGAAAGCACAAGACAAACAGGGGCAGUAAAUGUGAAGAGUGAGUCAGAGCUGGAAUGUGCGUAUGUCACUCUGCACACAGCCCACAGCCCUUCCUGUUUCAGUAGGAAUGUCUAAGUAAGUCCUCUCGUGGAAAGAAUGUGAUCUGACAGACCAGAAUCCUACUGUACAUGUCGACACAUUUCAGCAGAAGAUCGUGAGAAAACCACAAAAUGAUUUGUGCCAGUUCUGUAGGUAGCUACAUGCGAUUGGUACAGCUUGUAUCACAAGCCUGUUGGAGAGGAUGGACAGACUGAAGGCUACCUCCUUUUAUCACAAAUAAAACAUUGAAGUGCUCAUUCUCCCCAGCAUCUGACUUGCUGAUGUUCAUUGGGGUAUACUGUAACAUUUUAAACGUAUUGCCUUUUGCUGAAUGCUGUCCAUUUUUAAAAGACACUUUUAGCUGUGAGUUUGAUGUGAAGAGUUAUGAUGAUGAUUCACUGGUCAUUUGGUCUGAGCUCAUUCAGGAGCUCAUCCAGUCAUUGUGCAACCCUUCACACACGUUAUAUGCACAGUGACUGCUCAGCACACUCAAUUUUAUACUACUAAUAAAAGACAUAAGGAAAUGAAACGUAUGAUGCAUCAUCAGUAACAAGAGCUUCCUACUCUGCUGGGAUUGAAAUUAUAUUCCUCACUUCAGUGCACAUUAUAUAUGUGGUGAGUGACUGA
Messenger RNA from Hypanus sabinus (Atlantic stingray), 3684 nucleotides. It is a transcript of the gene ice2, whose product is annotated as interactor of little elongator complex ELL subunit 2. The record is from RefSeq and is a predicted model, not a curated record. NCBI's taxonomy places the organism in Eukaryota, Metazoa, Chordata, Chondrichthyes, Myliobatiformes, Dasyatidae. Bases 20 to 3007 code for a protein of 995 amino acids. Gene Ontology annotation, biological process: snRNA transcription by RNA polymerase II; snRNA transcription by RNA polymerase III; positive regulation of transcription by RNA polymerase III. Gene Ontology annotation, cellular component: transcription elongation factor complex. The transcript has 15 exons.